CGUUUGUUAUUAUCGGCAUUUGUUUACAAAAAUAAACGACGUGAGUUGCUGUGUAGGUCCCGAUUGGAUCGGUCAAGUACUAAUAUUAUUUAAUAGGCUAUUUAGUAUCGUUAAAACUCUGUAAUAGAAUCUAUAAAAUGCUACCCUUGUCGCUACUGAAGACGGCACAAAGUCACCCAAUGUUGGUGGAGCUAAAGAAUGGCGAAACCUACAACGGGCACUUGGUGAGCUGCGACACCUGGAUGAACAUUAAUCUUCGUGAGGUCAUCUGCACAUCAAAGGAUGGCGAUAAAUUUUGGCGAAUGCCCGAGUGUUACAUCCGCGGCAGUACGAUCAAGUAUCUGCGCAUACCGGACGAAGUGAUCGACAUGGUGAAGGAUGACGUACAGGCCAAGUCGCGAAACCGGCAAGAACUGAACAAAGGCGGCGGUCGCAACCAGGGCGGCGGUGGUGGGGGCGGCCUAGGACAGCAGGGUGGUCGAGGCGGUGGACGCAAUAAUGCCAAUGCCAGCAAUAGAAACACAUUCGGCGGAGGUAAUCGAGCCGGGAAUCGGGCCGGGCUCGGUAACCCCAAUCGAAACGUUCCCAACAAGAAGUAAUCGUGCGAGUCGUUUUAAGGUGUGAAAAAAGAAAAUCCAACCAUGCUGAUGCUGAAUGCUGCUCGAGAGAGUGAAGAAAAGAACUUGAAUAAAAAUAUGUGCUUGAAUUGUGAAUUCAGAGGAAA
Molecule: messenger RNA, 724 nt
Organism: Topomyia yanbarensis
Lineage: Eukaryota; Metazoa; Arthropoda; Insecta; Diptera; Culicidae
Product: U6 snRNA-associated Sm-like protein LSm4
Exons: 4
Coding region: 138-599 (153 amino acids)
Biological process (GO): P-body assembly; nuclear-transcribed mRNA catabolic process; mRNA splicing, via spliceosome
Cellular component (GO): U6 snRNP; spliceosomal tri-snRNP complex; P-body
Molecular function (GO): U6 snRNA binding
Source: RefSeq, a predicted model, not a curated record